UGCAUUUGACCCGUAGCAUACAAGGCGCCAGUGAGCCAGCGAGAGAGCAGAGCAGCAGGCAGUACCCGCCUGAUUCUUCAUCUCCAACCUGUCCCAGCUUAUCCAGGAAGGUAGCUCAAGCCAAGAACGUAGCGGCAACAAAACCAGAGGAAGAGAGGAGAAGAGGGAACCUAUUCUCCCCCCACUCCCACUCCUCGACUCACUUGGAUUUCAGCUCGUUUCGAUCCAUCAUGUUCCAAGGUUGCGGCCUCUUUGCGUGCGUCGGACGGCGCGGCGCCGACCUCAGGAAGCGGGGCGAGGCUGGCGCGGCCAGCUCGCGCGUCGCGGCCGAGCCGGCGGUAUGGGAGGAGGAGGAUGACUGCGCCGGAGCCGCGGCCAGGCAGAUGGCGUGGGCGGAGGUGGAGUCCGCCACGGGGUGCUUCUCGUCCCGCGUCAUCGGCCACGGGGGGUUCAGCACCGUCUACCUCGCCUCGCUCUCCUCCUCCCGCCUCGCCGCCGUCAAGGUGCACUGCGCCAGCGAGCGCCUCCACCGCGCCUUCCGCCAGGAGCUCGACGUGCUGCUCUCCCUCCGCCACCCGCACGUCGUCCGCCUCCUCGGAUACUGCGACGACCGGGACGAGGGCGUCCUCGUCUUCGAGUACGCGCCCAACGGCGACCUCCACCAGACCCUCCACGGCGACGGCCCCGCGCUGCCCUGGUCGCGGCGCGUGGCGGUCGCCUUCCAGGUGGCCACGGCGCUCGAGUACCUCCACGACGGCCACCACCCAGCUGUCAUCCACGGGGACAUCAAGGCCUCAAACGUCCUCCUCGACGCUAACAUGGACGCCAAGCUCUGCGACUUCGGCUUCGCGCACACCACCGGCGCCACGCCCACGGCCGGCCGUGGCAGGUCCUCCGGGCGCGCCAUCAUGGGCUCCCCGGGCUACGUAGACCCGCAGCUCCUCCGCUCCGGCGUGGCCAACAAGGAGAGCGACGUGUACAGCUUCGGAGUGCUGCUGCUCGAGCUGGUGACAGGGAAGGAGGCCGUGUGCCGCGAGACCGGGCGCCGCCUCACCGCCGCGGUGGGGCCGACGGCCAGCGUGGCCGACGUGGUGGACCGGAGGCUUGGCGGAGAGUACGACGCCGCCGAGGCGGCCGUCGUGAUGGACCUCGCCAUGCGGUGCGUCGGCGACAGCCCCGGGCUCAGGCCGUCCAUGGCGGACGUCGUGCACGUGCUCCAGGAGAAGACCGCCGCGCUGGUCUCGGCCGUCGGAUCCAGAAUGGACCGCAAGAUGAUGUUCUAGCAUGCUCGGUCCUGUGUGUUCGUUGAGUGUGAUGAUUUGUGAAUACAUUAGUGAUUAGCAGUAUGUUAGUUAGGGUAGGUAGAGGAAGAAUGUCUGCAGCGUUGAGUGCUCGGAUUAGUCUAAGCCUUCGGAUUAGCUAGAAAUUUUUCGUGAUGUCACUCGAUCGUUGCACAUCUUGUCGCACCAGUGAUAUGGAAGUGGUAGUUCAGUGAUCAAAA
Messenger RNA from Lolium perenne, 1501 nucleotides. RefSeq names its product salt tolerance receptor-like cytoplasmic kinase 1. The record is from RefSeq and is a predicted model, not a curated record. Gene Ontology annotation, biological process: protein phosphorylation. Lineage: Eukaryota; Viridiplantae; Streptophyta; Magnoliopsida; Poales; Poaceae. Gene Ontology annotation, molecular function: ATP binding; protein kinase activity. Gene Ontology annotation, cellular component: plasma membrane.